AUCCGCUCCUUAACGAUGCUUACCCCUCAGUUACACAAAGCCUACAGCACGCAUAGCUCAUUGGUCCGCCCCAAACCGCGUCACACCUCCACGCGAUGCGCAGACAACUUCCCAUCCUUACACCCCCUGCGUGGUGACAAUGGGCUUGGCCCGGAGCGUCGCCUGCCUACGUUCAUCCCGAGCGCCGCGCGGCGAGCUGCGAGACUCGGCGAGACUUGCAGAAGGCAUCGGAACCAGCCGAAUGCGUGCGGGCCCGGGGGGACUGCAAGUACCUCGUGCAGCAACUUUUGUACAAAGUUUUUGUCCGAGUGGAGAAAGUGUGUCGCCGUCGAGCUGUGGGCUUGGCCGCCACAGUACCGUUGGGAAUUAGCAGCUUUGGUCGUCGCCAUGUGCCAGUCGACGACAAGAGGAACCGUUUCACAGAGUUUUGGUGCCAGAAAAGUGUCUUGUGGCCGUGCCGACGGUCAGGUGAUGAGGUCCCGUUUGGCGGGGGCGCCGCUACACCGGCGCAGGCGGUUACGUGCGUAUGUUGUGGUUGCGGUGCUGCUGGGGAUGUUUUGGGAGAGCGGCGUGGUGGCUUACAAUGUAGAUCCUGACACAGCCCUCGUGCACCAGGGCGAUGCGGACAGUAUGUUUGGUUUUUCGGUCGCACAACAUAUAGACCAGUCAACAAACUGGAUGCUGAUAGGUGCACCUCGAGCCCAGACUUCACAGAACAACAUCACACGGGGUGGGGCCGUGUUUCGAUGUCGAACCGACCGCCUCAACUCGUGCCAGGAGGUGCCUUUCGAUUCCAAAGGCAACGGGUUGAGGUGGAACAAAAAUGUCUACGUAGAGACUGAAGAGAAGUCCAACCAGUGGUUUGGUGCAACAGUGAAAAGUUCGGGUGAAAAUGGAGUGAUAGUGGCCUGUGCCCCUCGCUAUGUGUACUUCUCCACAACACUGGACAAGCGAGAGCCAGUGGGCACCUGCUACGUUUCCAAGGCCUCCUCCACGGAGUAUCAAGAAUUCUCACCUUGCAGGACAGCUGUGGACAGACGGCCCCUGUAUGACCAGUUUAACAAAGUUGGCUUUUGCCAGCUGGGAUUUUCCACAGCUUUCUCAAGAAAUGGCAAGAAGUUACUGAUUGGAGCUGUGGGCAGCUGGUAUUGGCAAGGUCAGCUGUACAACUACAACAGCCAAGACAACACCAAGUUCGUCUACACUACCGAGGGGCCGGCGGAGGACGAUGACAGCUACAUGGGUUAUGCCAGUGCUGUCGGAGAAUUUGAUGGUGAUGAUAUUGAUGACUACGUGGUGGGCAUUCCAAAGGGGGCAUCUCACCUGGGCAAGAUCGCCAUCUUUACACAAGAUCUCACUAACAUCAACAAUAUAACCGGAGAACAAAUUGGUGCUUAUUUUGGAGCUGCUCUUGCUGUAUCUGAUCUAAAUGGAGAUGGGAAGGAUGAUAUUAUUGUGGGUGCACCUUUCUAUGGAGAUUUUUCUGGUAGUGACUAUGAAACUGGGCGUGUAUACAUAUACUAUCAGACUGCCACAAACGAGUUUAAGUCACACAAGGUUGACAUACUUGAUGGGGAGACAUCUGGAUCAAGAUUUGGGAUGGCUUUAACACAUCUUGGAGACAUCAAUUAUGAUGGAUACAAAGACUUAGCAGUUGGAGCACCUUAUGCAGGUGAAGAGAAGAAAGGUGCUGUUUAUAUAUUCCAUGGCUCUAAGAAAGGAAUCAUCACUCAAGUGUCACAGAUAAUUUAUGCAAAAGAUGUGGCAACAGGCCUGUCCACAUUUGGAAGUGCAUUGUCUGGGGGCUGGGAUCAGGAUGGAAACCAGUACCCAGAUUUGAUUGUUGGAUCCUAUGCCUCCGACAAAGCUGUGUUCUUAAAAACCAGACCAGUGGUGAGGGUGUAUGCUAGCCUCAAGAUUGAACCAGAAAUCAUCAACCUGGAGCAGCAGUCGUGUUCUCUGGUUGACAACACCCGUGUAGCCUGCCUAAGUGUGUACAGCUGUCUAGAGUAUGACGGGAUUGGUGUUCCUAAUGAGCUAGCAUUUGAUGCCAGCUGGGAACUGGACACACUGCAGCGAAAUCUGACACGAGAUGAGCAGCGUGCCUUUUAUAUUUCUACCCCACAAAAUUUCCGUGAAAACAACACCUUUAAGCUUACUCAUAAAAACACCUGGUGUGCAUCCACCUUUGCUUAUGUCAAGCCGGACUUGCUGGACAAGCUCACACCAAUUGCAGUUGACUUCAAAUUCAACUUACAUCAGAAGACACCAAGUGGACGAAAGAGACGUGAUUUGGAACCCAUUCUUGACCAAUACAUUCCUACUUCUGUACGCACAGAAGCCCAGAUUUUGAAGGACUGUGGUUUUGACAACAAAUGCAUUCCAGACUUGACUCUUGUUUCAUUUCGCAUCACAAAUGCCCACAUCAUUGGUAGCGGCACCGAGUUAGAAAUCAUGGUCAUAGUAGAAAACAAAAAAGAAGAUGCAUUCAACACCAAGCUUUUUGUAACACUGCCCCCUGGUGUCAGCUUCCGUAGCAAAGCAGGCGAGAAAUCGGUUGUACCAGUUGGUUGUGGAACUCUGGAUGAUGUUGUUGUCUGUGACCUUGGAAAUCCUCUCCCAUCUGGUGCAAAUUCCAGUUUCACACUGAGAGUUGCUGCUGAAGACAAGAAUGAGACAACAGAUGCUCUCAUCUUUCUUCUGCAUGUAAACAGCACCAACCCAGAGGAUCUGUCAGACACCAGGGACAACACUGUUCAAAUAGAGAUUCCUGUCACUGCAAUGUCAGACAUCACUAUUUAUGGGCGUUCAGACCCAGAGCAAGUUAUCCUCAAUACCACAGAGGUUAUCAGGCCAGGAGUGGAUGAAAAUCGUCGUGUGGAACACUUGUACCAGUUGCGCAACUUGGGGCCAAGUGCCACAAAGGAAAUAGAGUUACAGAUUCUGUGGCCUAGUCACGAUCGCCGUGGCAAUCCAAUUUUGGAACUUGAUGGUAGACUUCAAAUCAACGGAACUGGAGAGUGCCAGACCCUUGUCAUCACACCAGAGAAUGCAACGAAAUAUGGACUUGUUCGGCCUACAGGAAGUGAUGUACAGAUUGUAUUGCAAAGUGAUCAGGAUGACUUUGAAGAUGAGCAUCGUGGGGAUGGGGUUGUUUUGGCUUGCAGUACCCGUCGCUGCACUGUUAUUCAGUGUAUGGUUGGAUACCUCAGUGCUAAUGAUAAUUUCCUCAUCACGAUUAAAUCACGGCUCAAUGUUCGGAACUUCAUUCGGUUGCGGAAGUGGACUGAUAAUGCCCAAGUCUACCAUGUGCGGUCAAGUGCUUCAGCACGCAUCAAGUCGCUGCCAUACAAACUAGUUUCUGUCAACCUCGCACGAUUUGCCAUUGCACGGCAGUCGGUCAUCACUACAAUUAACACGGACAGACUUCGGCCAGGGGCUAAAGGGGUAGAACCAUGGAUUAUUGCUGUAGCUAUAUCUGCUGGUGUCCUAGUGCUGUUGCUCCUGAUAUUGCUGCUGUGGUGGUGUGGCUUCUUCAAGCGAAGGAAACCAGAUGGAGAUUACAUGGUUACAGCUAAACCAGGCAUCGAUAGCAAAAUUUAUGAGUGAGAGAGAUGCUUUAAUGGAAGUCUUUCCAUGGUAUCUGGUCUCAGACUAACACAUCUUUUGUGAGAGAUGAGAGAAUUAAGAGGCGCUAAAAUGUGAGAAAAUUAUUCAGGGAACUUCUUGCUGUAGAUUUGAUGACCAUCUAUAAAAGCAUUUCAUCCCUCCAUGAACAACAGCUUGUGAUAUAGACUUCCUUGUGGUGGCAGCUGCUAGAUAACCAAAUUGUCUCCACAGACUGUUUCAAAAGCUGCAUUCAUCUAACCUUCAUAAAUACUGGAGAGGGUAAUAUUUUAAAAUGCACAUUUAAUUUUUGUGCAAGGUGCUAAUUCACCAGGUUAUUGACAUUUAAUGAAGCAUAAGAAGAAAUUGUUUAUCGGGCCAGUUUACAGCUUAUAACCUGCAUGGACAUUUUGCUGUUAAAUUAACAGCAUGUGAAUAACACAUGAAUGACUGGUAAAAGACAGUGUUAAGCACAGAAAUAUCUUGGAAUAACAGUUGGUCUUUAGUCUUAAUGAAUGAAUGGAUUCAUGAACACAAUUCACGACUAGUGCAAUUUCUUAGCUUGCACUUCAUUGGGUGAGUGGUGUAGUGACACAGAUUACACGUUUGGGAGAAUAGUGGAUUAGCUUCAGUAUUUCUAUGCUUGUUAACAAAUUUCUUUUUUCACUUUUUCAUCAAUCAAAGCUCUUUAACUGUGUGAAAUAUAACCUUUAACAUUUUUGGUAUUGGAUAAAUCUAAACAGUUGUCAGGGUUUUCUAUGUCAGACAAAAACCAUAGAGUUUAGUACUUUUAUAUCUAUCCCUUUGAACUUAUGAAAAGAACUGUUUAAAGAAUAGUCUGUUUAUUUUAAUUCGUAGUAUUUAUAAGCAUAAACCUUCAACAGUAUGACUGCAUGUAUAAACAUGUUUUGAUAUUCAUUUUUUUAAUUGAAAUGAUUUGUCAUUUUCUUUUACCAAACUUUUACAGUGGAAUUUUCCAGGAGGAGGCAAGAUACUGUCUCUUUUCUGUUGUAAUAUCUCUCAUUUUAAAUAAUGGUUUAAAUUAUUUUCUUUUUAUAAAAUAUUAUGGGUUAUUUCUUUAAUUUUUGUACAUAUUGUAUAUCAAAUACUGUUUUCUUAUCCCCAGUUAGCCUCUCUUUGUAUAAAGACAGUCCAGUAGAAGUAAGACUGUUAUAUGAUCAUAUUGUUUAUGAUUGGUGCUAAUUUAUUUUUUACCGGUUAUGCAGGAUGUACAUCAUGGCCUGCCUUCCUGUGUUGUUGUGAGACUAACCUUCAUUCUUAACACAAAAAUACCUGGAUCAAAUCUGUGCCAAAUGUUUUUCUCUACAGUUCCAUUUGUUACAAAGAACCAUGCGUUUUCCUGAGCAUUUCAUUAAAAAAUAUCGGGUUUCUACCUGUGAGUUGAUGAAGGAAUGAUGCUUAAAGAUAAUUAAGCUCUUAGAUUUGUGGACAUCAGUGCUAAUUGUCCUUUUUGAGACAUGGUAUCCUUAUGAACAAGCUUUCAGCAAUGAUCUGAUCUGCUGCCAUAUUGAGAACUGUGAUGAGGAGAAACGUGACUUUGACUCUCUGCUGCUAGCAGUGGUGUCUGUAAUGUGGCCUUUUGUCCCUUGUGGCACAAGCUUUAGUACAAAGCAGAGAUCUGUCAGAAUGUCACUAAGAUGACACUAAUCGUGUAUAUCAUGUGAGGCUGUAUGUUUUCUGAAGUAUCUGAAAUAUAGUGGAUGGUUUUUUUGUUGGUAUGCACAGUUUAUUAAUAUAUAUGUAUUGCUGUUCGUUUUAUUCUGUCAAAGUGGUUGCAUCUGUUUAUGAUAGGUGCCAAGGAUUUAGUGCUUCUCUUGUAAUGUCUGUUAAACUUGAAAGAUUUGUGUCUGUGCACUGGGAGGGUCAAAUGUUUCAAACUUGGAUGCUGUGAAGUUAUCUUGGUUAAUACUAGCCAUAAUGCAUUUUCUGCAGUCUUUCAUUUCAUGCAGACCUAAUGUCACAUACUUUUUAUGUACAGGAUUGUUGUGUUACAGUAGUUUGGAGUUCAUGCUAUAUAGGUAAUUGAUGUAGUGUACAUAGCAGAUCCGUCCAUUUCAUGACCAUAAUUGUUAGCAUUUUCUUACAUAAUUGAUGAGUAGUGCUCAUGAACACUCCAUGACCUGAUCUACUUCUGCUUUAACUGACUAUCCUUGUUCUCUCUGUGGCAUUAAAAACUCUCCCUUUGACAGACUGCUUCAUUUAGGCUGUUAUGUCCCUUCUUUCAUAAUCUUUCCUUGUCUUCAAUUGUUUUCCAAUCACCUUUCAUUCAUCUCUCUCAGUCACAGUCUUUAGUAACUAUUGUUCUGCUGCUGAAAUGGUAAAGCUGCUAAUAUUACCUUGAGCACUUGCUGUACUAUGCAUCCCCCGAAACUCACAGUCUCUAUUCAUCUCACACCUUUUAAAAUGCCUUUUGCUCCUUUUUAAUAAGGGUCAAGGCACACGCUUUGUCAAGAAACCAGUUUGUCUUCCUUGUAAAUGCUAAAUUAUGUUUCCGACACCUAGAUCUCAUAGAAGUGUAACAUCAUUCAGUCCAAAAUUGAGGCACAUUGUCACAAAAUUGUAACAAUGAUAACCUUGGGGCUGUAAGCUUAAGAGUUUGUGAUGAGUUUAUAAACAGUAAAGAAAAAUGUAUCUGCGCAAUACAUUGAUGUUUAUCCCUGAGGGACACAAUACAUUGAUGUUUAUCCUUGAGGGACUUUAACAACUUUUUUUCCAGAUUAAAUGUCUUGACAAUAAGAGCAAAAGCAGCAUAUCUAAGCACUUGGGUUUGUGACAGUCUGCAUGUUGCCAUCAUAUUUUAGUUGAGUAGGAUGGAUUGUUUUUUUUGGAAAUGCUGCUUUUUCACCAAUGCUUCAGAUCAUAAGAUCAAAUUGCGGUUAAGGGGUCUAGCAACACAGAAGAUCAUGGGUCUUUUUCCCAAUCUGAAGUUUAAAACCUCCCUGUUAACAGUAAAUGGCAUUAAUAUUGUCUCAUGUGGGUAAAAUAUGAGGAAGAAAAAAGUGGAAACUGUAUCCUGUAUCCUGCAACAUAACAUGAAAUAUGCUUCUUUGCUAUAAUGCUUUGUAAAAUAAUUUUGACAGCUGGAGAGAAAGGAAUGCUAUUCUGAAUAUUCGCACUCCGUAAGGGUGGAGUGCAUUUUUUUUAUAUUAUGAUUGGAAAGCUUGGGUUAUGUGUUUCACAUUUAUAUAUUGGGAAAUGUUACCGACAUUAAAAGAUGAUUACAAUUUUGUUUAUGUUUCAUAGAAAAUUAUUUCUUUUCAGUUUUGACCAGGACAUAACUGUCUGAAUACUGUUUUGUGUGCUAUACGAACUGUGUGCUGUCAAAUGUGAUGCUAGCUUCAAGGAGUGCCAGUUUACUUUUUGUACUGAAGUCGUGGUGGAGGGGAGUGAAUCUCUCUAGCUCAGUCUUAUACAAAUUAUAUAUAUAUGUCUUUUAACAAAAUUAGAAGAUUCUGUAUUUGUUAUGUUCCCUGUAAUUCAUACUCUUCCCCAAAUGCAAGAUUUCUGGUGAGAAAUGUUAACUUUACUCUGAUACUUUAACAUUCACAGUAACUUGCAGACUUGCAAGCAAACCUAUGCAUCAAAGUUCCUUAUGAAACAGAAAUCCCUCGGGUUUUGUAAUUCCAUUAGUUUAAAAUUUCUUGUUUAUAUGCUUUGAUUCUCAAAUGUGAUUAUGCUUAAAAGCAUUGAAUCAUUCACCAUCUAGAAAAUGUAUAGAAGGCAGAAGAUGGAAUGAAAGUCUCUUUUAUCUCCAAUAUGGCAAAAUCUUGACCUAAUACACAGGUCAGGCUUCCUGCAGACCUCAUGCAGAUCUUUAGCCCUGGUAGCAAAACUUAAUUAGGGUUAGAAUUUUAUUCCUACUCAGCAUUUGGAGAUGGUUCUAAAAUCCCAAGGGUAACAAAAUGCUGGGCUUUGCCUGCCUUUGGUCAGUGUUUAACAUAAUUGACUUAAAUGUGUAUGGACUUUAUUACUAAGCUUUCAAGCAUAAUGAGGAAAAGGAGGUAGAAAUGUUUUCUUGUAUACAUUUAAUGCUAAGCAUGUCUAAUGAACUGCAUAGAUUGGAAGUUACCAUAAAGACAGAAGAACAAGUCUUCAAUGCAAUAUGGAUGACCAUAAGGUUGGCAAAGUACUGAUAUUAAAUCACUUUUGCGCAAGGACAGAUAAUAAGUUAGCGUAUCUUCAUGCUACUAAGAUAAUGUCCCCUUCCCUAUUCCCACAGCAGCUUAUAUUAUAUUUAUAUAAUUUACUAUUCUCUUUCCAUUGGAGACAUCAGCUUCCUUUGGUGAAUUUACCAAAUCUUAAUGCAAACAUAAUUAUUUGUCUUUCUGUAACAUUAAUGACAACCAAGGCAUUUGUAUUUUAGGAAAAUAUUAGAUUACCAGAUUUUAACUUCUUUUACAGUGAGAUGUCCACCACACCAGUUAUUUUAAUGCUCAGCUAUGAAAAAACAAAACCAAGCCCAGACUUAAAACUAGAUAGCACUCUGAUUGGGAAGGAAUUUGAGGAACAGGGUGAAGACAAUAGAAAAAUAUUUUCACAUCUCAUUAGAUCUCAAUGCAUUGUUGUGAUUUUUAGAUAUUUUGUACACAAUAAAUAUAAUGAACACACCAAA
Molecule: messenger RNA, 8239 nt
Organism: Pomacea canaliculata
Lineage: Eukaryota; Metazoa; Mollusca; Gastropoda; Architaenioglossa; Ampullariidae
Product: integrin alpha-8-like
Exons: 33
Coding region: 16-3609 (1197 amino acids)
Biological process (GO): cell-cell adhesion; cell-matrix adhesion; cell adhesion mediated by integrin
Cellular component (GO): external side of plasma membrane; integrin complex
Molecular function (GO): integrin binding
Source: RefSeq, a predicted model, not a curated record